CUCUGCAGAAAAGGAGGACCUUCCUAGUGACGCAGCAACCUCUUUCGACAUACUGCUUUGUAGUUACCCAACCUACAAGAAGUUUGGUUUUUCUUAAGGAGUUCUCUUCCUGUCGUAUUUGAAGCAGUUGAGCUGUUGCUCUGGCAGUUUGGACCCACUGCUUGAACCCAGGAGACCUGCCACUCAGAGAAAUAAGAAAUGGCGUCAACUGCACAUUUCUCGGAGGAGGAGAUGGCAGAGCUACAAGAGGCUUUCAGCAAAGUCGAUGUCAGUGGGAAUGGCUUCAUCCACACCAAUGAUUUAACAGAUGUGUUGAAGGCAGCCAGUCUCCCUCUCCCAGGAUAUAAAGCCAGAGAACUCAUUCAGAAUUUGACAACCACGAGGGAUGGCAGGAUCAGUUUUGAUGAAUUUAUUUCAAUUUUCCAAAACUUGAAGAGUGACGAUGUUGCUAAGUCGUUCCGAAAGCAAAUCAACAAGAAGGAGGGGAUCUGUGCUAUUGGUGGGACAUCCGAGCAGUCCAGUGCCGGCACACAACACUCUUACUCAGAGGAAGAAAAGUAUGCCUUUGUCAACUGGAUUAAUAAAGCCCUUGAGAAGGACCCUGACUGUAAGCAUGUGGUCCCAAUGAAUCCAGAAACAGAUGACCUCUUCCAGGCGGUUGGUGAUGGCAUAGUGCUUUGUAAGAUGAUCAAUUUCUCAGUGCCAGAUACCAUUGAUGAGAGAACAAUCAACAAAAAGAAACUCACACCCUUCACAAUACAGGAAAAUCUGAACCUGGCCCUGAACUCUGCUUCAGCCAUUGGGUGCCAUGUUGUUAACAUUGGAGCUGAAGACUUAAAAGAAGGGAAACCUUACCUGGUGUUGGGUCUUUUAUGGCAAGUCAUUAAAAUUGGACUCUUUGCUGACAUAGAGAUCAGCAGGAAUGAAGCCUUGAUUGCUCUUCUGAGAGAAGGAGAGAGCCUGGAGGAUCUGAUGAAGUUGUCUCCAGAGGAACUGCUGCUGAGAUGGGCAAACUAUCACCUGGAGAAUGCAGGAUGCAACAAAGUCAGCAACUUCAGCUCAGACAUCAAGGACUCAAGAGCUUAUUACCAUCUGCUGAACCAGGUUGCCCCCAAGGGAGAUGAAGAAGGCAUUCCGGCUAUUACUAUUGACAUGUCAGGAUUAAGGGAGAAGGAUGAUGUCCAGCGAGCAGAGUGCAUGCUGCAGCAGGCGGAGCGGCUGGGCUGCCGGCAGUUCGUCACAGCCACUGACGUUGUACGGGGGAACCCAAAGCUAAACUUGGCCUUCAUCGCCAACUUGUUCAACAAAUACCCUGCCCUGCAUAAGCCAGAGAACCAGGACAUCAACUGGAGCGCUAUUGAAGGUGAGACAAGGGAAGAGAGGACGUUCAGGAACUGGAUGAACUCUCUGGGUGUUAAUCCACGUGUAAAUCAUUUAUAUAGUGACCUGUCAGAUGCCUUGGUCAUCUUCCAGCUCUAUGAAAAGAUCAAAGUGCCAGUAGACUGGAACAGAGUGAAUAAACCACCAUAUCCUAAACUGGGUGGCAACAUGAAGAAGCUUGAAAAUUGCAACUAUGCAGUGGAACUGGGAAAGAAUCAAGCCAAAUUUUCCCUUGUUGGCAUCGCUGGGCAAGAUCUGAAUGAAGGAAACCGUACACUCACACUGGCCUUAAUCUGGCAGUUGAUGAGAAGGUACACCCUGAAUAUCCUUGAAGACAUUGGUGGUGGAGAGAAGGUCAAUGAUGAAAUCAUUGUCAGCUGGGUCAAUGAAACACUGACUGCAGCUGGGAAGGAUUCGACCAUCUCCAGUUUCAAGGAUAGCAAGAUCAGCACCAGCAUGCCGGUCCUGGAUCUCAUUGAUGCCAUUCAACCAGGAUCAAUCAAAUACGACCUCUUGAAAACAGAGGACCUGAAUGAUGAGGAGAAACUAAAUAAUGCUAAGUAUGCUAUCUCUAUGGCAAGAAAAAUUGGAGCAAGAGUCUAUGCCCUUCCAGAAGACCUGGUUGAAGUAAAACCCAAAAUGGUCAUGACAGUGUUUGCUUGCCUUAUGGGAAAAGGCAUGAAGAAAGUUUAAAGCGUAAAAUAUUUGUACUGAUGCCUGGUAUUCACCCUUUUGAUUCCCUCAAACUGGAUGCUCUUCUCCGUAUCAAGGAAUAUGCAGAGUGCUCGUGCUUUAAAGGCAUGAAUGUUAACACAGUUCCAGAUCAUACUAAAGUUGUGUAUCCACAUGUAUCCAGGAAAUAUUUUCUUUUGAACAGUAAUAUGUGGUUGACUUUUUUUUUUUUCUCCUUAUUUUCCAUUUUGCUAGCUAUAACUACUUCAUAUUUCUGAAUAAGUUUUCAUACUUUUAUUAAUGGAUACCAGGGUAUUCUGUCAGAGUUCACCUGGAGAUCUUCAUCUUGGGAGAUAAAGACAGCUUUUAGGAUUAUGAAAUGUUAUAUACUGCUUCUGCCUGAAAAUGUCUUCAUGCUUUUGGUAGCAUUUCUGCCAAAUGCUUCUUCCAUACUUCCCUUCAGUUUGCACCUGGGAUAACAAAAGGGUAUCCCUAAGCCAAUUCAAGUACUAGUGACUGUAUUUUUUGAAUGGUAGGAUCCUCCUAGGAAAUUCUUGCGGAAAGAGAGAAGUGUCUGGGGUCUGCAAUGUGUUGCUGGUAUGUGAACAGAGCAGUACUUUUCCCUGCAAGUUCCACCUCUGCUGUCAGAGGCGUUACUCUAUGUCAUAAUACACUUAUAAGCAGAUUGCAAAGCAUGAUAGAAAUGAAAGCCAUGUUAAAGAAACUAAGGGGAUACACUCAGUUGGUAGCAAUAUGAUAAGAAGCGAACCAAAGGAACACAGAGUGACAUACUUGUGUAGCUAAUACAAAUUAAACUCUGGUAACUUCACAGACUUGUACUCCAAGGGCUGUGGCCUGGAUUCAGGAGAGCCACUUAAAACUGUGCUUGCAUAUAAAACAUAUGUUAAAAUGCUUCCCUGAACCUAGGCUGGGAUCCUCAAGAGAGCUAAAUCAGCAUUGCUUUGCAGCUAACAAGGCACUGUCAAUUUGCCUCAGUCGAGGACCUAGCCCUGUCUAUGGAUAGUCAGUGGGCUAUAUUUGCACUGAAUCUCUUUCUUGGCAUGAUUCAUUUACUGUUCUUGCCUUUAUGUGGAUUUUACUGUGGUGAAAUGCAGAAGGAGGGAAUUUUGCCUUAAUGCAAUCCCGUUGAUGCAAUCUCAGUUCCCUCCCUCCUUCCCUCCCCUCCAGCCUUUCCAGAAUUGCCUUAAUAAAGAACCAAUAUUCAAUGACGUGAGAAGUCUCUCCAAAUAAAAUGUUCUAUAAAGCCAAA
This is a messenger RNA of Strigops habroptila (Kakapo), 3322 nucleotides long. It is a transcript of the gene LCP1, whose product is annotated as lymphocyte cytosolic protein 1. NCBI's taxonomy places the organism in Eukaryota, Metazoa, Chordata, Aves, Psittaciformes, Psittacidae. The record is from RefSeq and is a predicted model, not a curated record. Gene Ontology annotation, biological process: actin filament bundle assembly; actin filament network formation. The transcript is spliced from 16 exons. Bases 199 to 2073 code for a protein of 624 amino acids. Gene Ontology annotation, molecular function: calcium ion binding; actin filament binding. Gene Ontology annotation, cellular component: cytoplasm; actin filament bundle; actin filament.